AAGGUCUGAGGUCAAAAAGCUCUUGUCAAGACUAAAUAGGGAAAAAAAAAGAAAUCAAAGAUGCAGGACUUACUGUUGAUGGAGUCAAGUACAGCAUCAGCUUUAAAGUUACAUUGGACUACAAAGCACUAUUGAUGUUGCUGAGGCUGUUAACAGCGGAUGAGAACUUUGUGCUUGGGGGCCAAGGGGUAGAUUGUCAGUUCUGCUGCUUCUGCACUGCAAUCAGGGCUUGCAAAGAUCACAUGGCUGGAGAUUUUCAGGAAGUGUGCCUGAGCUGUCUUGCAUCCAAAGCAAACAUUGGAAAGUGGACUGGUAUCCGUGAUGACCUUGAAUUCCUAAUUGAUGAGGAACUCACAAGCAUAUGCCUUUGUGCCCUCCACUGUGAGAUGCGAAAUACAGAGCAACUCCUUAGAUCCCUUGGGCUCUAUGCCUACAAGUGUGGAACCCUGGAGCACUGUAAUGAGGCAUUGGCUGACUUUGGCCCUGAAAAUACCAGGAAGUAUGACAGGCUCAAAGUCAAGCUUAACAAGGGCCAGACGACUGCUGUCACCAAGAACAACAUCACAGUAAUGUCAUUCUCAGGCAGCACUGAAAAGGCCAUCUUAAACAAUAUCACAGAUAUUGUUUCCAGGUCACUGCCAAUAGACACUCUUGUGAAGUAUCACCUUCAGAUAACAAGUGUGAGUCAAGAUGUUGUCCUCAAUCAAGUAGCCUAUCUACAAGAUGUGAAAGAGUACCUUGAGAGUAUUUUACACAGUGGUAAAUUCCAGAGAGAUCAUGGCACACACCAAGACGAAAUCCAGUUAUUGGAUCAUCCUGUUUUGAGAACAUUUCUAGAAGAAGAGCAUGCUACCUGGACACUCAUGCUACAGGAUGUUGAGGAGAAAUACCUGAAGGCAGAACAGUCCAACCUCCCUUCUCUAUCAUCCAAGAAACGUUUGAAAACACAACCACCAAGCCCUAACACAGCCAUGGCUGAGCUUGCUGCUGAUAUUCAGUUGGGAAAUUUUCACUCGGUGUGUGCACUUAUCACUGCUGGAAAAUCAAUGUCAUUUUCACAGGCCUUAAGAUUUUUUUUAAAAGUUUUUGUGUUAAUCAAUUCAGCUGUCAUGAGGGAGCAGACGUUCGAUGAAGACGAAGAUGAUAACAUUGAUGUGUAUGAUGUUAAGUGCAAGCUGUGGGGACUGCAUUUACGUCACCUUUUCCGAGGAGGUCUAGGAACUGGUGACUAUGGCCAUUUGACAGUGGAACAUAGUGCUAUGUUGUUCCGACAGCACCGGUCUUUCGCCAAAUAUUCGAACCAGGGAUUCGAGGCUUCCCACAAGAUCCACAGGGCCUUGUACUCAAGAGCCUCCAGCCAUGACCAGGCUGGUGUUAAUCAGUCAAUUGAACAAAUAAUGACCCACUGGUUGUCAGAAAUGAUGCUGUUCUUGCGAUAUGAGUUUGUUAAAGCCAGCGAGUGCAUCUCCCAAGAUGUCCGAGGCCAAAAGCCCGAGAGCAACGGAGAUCAAAUGUCCGAGGCCAAAAGCCCGAGAGCAACGGAGAUCAAUAAUGAGGUAGCGGUGCAAUUAAUCCUGCGUUUAAAAGGUAAGAAGGCAUUCCACUUCCGUGGAUGCGGGUGGAAAAAGAAGGACGCCAACUGGUCAGCAGAAGACAAGUCCUGGAUCCUGGCUAUGACAAAGCUACUGAACAAUAUCUAUGGAGAUGACUACCUAACGUACUCGUACACGCAGAAAGGAACAAUAAUUGAUUUUGAGUAUGACCCAAGACAGAAGUUCGCCUAUGACCAUGGUAUUUGGGAGCAAGAGUUCCCAGCUCAUGUUCCGCACAGCAAUGUGCAAUGUACUAGGAAAUGUCUGUAUAAACAAAGUACCAGCCAUGCGCCAACUGUCAGCCAUGCGCCCACUGCCAGCCAUGUGCCCACUGCCAGCCAUGCGCCCACUGCCAGCCAUGCGCCCACUGCCAGCCAUGCGCCCACUGCCAGCCAUGCGCCCACUCAUCCUUUGUACGAGGGUUUUCAAGACACAUUGCUUGGACCCCAUUUGCAGUUCACUGUAUGUGCCGGGGAGUUUGUGCAGAUACUUUACACAGAGCAGGGAGCUGUAUGCCCCAACUCCGAUAAUUGCCACGGGGAGCGACAGUUCGUCGACAGUGGGAAAGCGAUGUGCAAUGGAAAGAAUGUCGAGAACCAGUCGUACAGCAACUCGUAUUGA
This is a messenger RNA of Nematostella vectensis (starlet sea anemone), 2213 nucleotides long. RefSeq lists its product as uncharacterized. The record is from RefSeq and is a predicted model, not a curated record. The transcript is spliced from 14 exons. The coding region runs from base 135 to 2213 and encodes 692 amino acids. NCBI's taxonomy places the organism in Eukaryota, Metazoa, Cnidaria, Anthozoa, Actiniaria, Edwardsiidae.